Molecule: messenger RNA, 486 nt
Organism: Thlaspi arvense
Lineage: Eukaryota; Viridiplantae; Streptophyta; Magnoliopsida; Brassicales; Brassicaceae
Source: the annotation of a GenBank genome assembly
AUGAGUUCCUUGGUUUUUGUCAUCUUCAGCAAAGAAGCAGUGCAUUUUUCUACAGGAGACAACACAUGGGUGACCAUGUGUGACUAUUCUGAAAUAGAUCCGCUGCCUCAGUUACCUAACGUCUCCUGCAUGGUUGCUACAAUGUGUGUGUCGGACUUGAAGUGUUUACCGACAUUUCUUGAGAGCUGCCCGAAACUGAAUUCCUUCGUCGUGUGGUUAACUGAUCAUGAGAAAAUGGGUUCUGAGGAGGUGAAUCAAAUCAGUUACUCAUCGGUUCCUGAGUGUUUGUUACGGUCUCUCGUGUUUGUUGGUUUCAAAGCCCCAAUCUCUGGACAUGCUGCUGAAAUGAAGCUAGUAAAGUACUUCCUAGAGAAUUCAGCGAUCCUCCAGAGGCUCACUCUAUUUGGGAACAGUGGUUCGGUAGACGAUGACAUCUUCAAGGAGGUCCUCAAAAUCCCAAGACGCUCUGCCUCCUGCCAAAUCCUU